ACGACUGGAAAGCGACCAGAUGGAAUUCUGCUCUGCCUUCUUAACAGAUUCCACACAUUUAAAAUUGUAUCGCACACAUUUUUAGCCGACUUUCCUGUUUACAGACAGCCCUGGCGUGACCGCAGAAGCUGAUCUGGGUGGCUCGACUGCGCUGCGAACCGGGACAGACGCGGUCAAGACAUUUAAAGAAACCCGACCAAACAUCUUCCCUCUGAAGGUCCCAAGGCGAGUGUGUGUCCAUCAUGCCGCUGUUUGGUAAAUCCCACAAGAGUCCGGCGGACAUCGUCAGGACCUUGAAGGAAAACCUGGCCAUCCUAGUCAAACAGGACAAGAAGACAGACAAGGCGUCUGAGGAGGUGUCAAAGUGUUUGGUGUCCAUGAAGGAGAUUCUGUACGGCAGCAACGAUAAGGAGCCUCACACCGAGACCGUGGCCCAGCUGGCCCAGGAGCUGUACAACAGUGGCCUGCUGAUAGCGCUGGUAGAAAACCUGCAGGUCAUAGACUUCGAGGGGAAGAAGGAUGUGUGUCAGAUCUUUAACAACAUCCUGAGGAGGCAGAUUGGGACGAGGAGCCCCACUGUGGAAUAUUUCUGUUCCCACCAAGAGGUCCUCUUUAUACUGCUGAAAGGGUAUGAGACACCCCAGGUAGCGUUGAAUUGCGGGAUCAUGCUGAGGGAGUGCAUCCGCCACGAGCCGCUCGCCAAGAUAGUUCUCCACUCGGAUCAUUUCAACAGCUUCUUCAACUACGUGGAGAUGUCCACCUUCGACAUCGCCUCCGACGCCUUCGCCACCUUCAAGGAUCUCCUGACAAGACACAAAGUGCUCGUGGCUGAAUACCUUGAACAGAACUACGAUGCUGUGUUUGCAGACUAUGAGAAGCUGCUGCACUCUGAGAACUACGUCACCAAGAGGCAGUCUCUGAAGCUGUUGGGCGAGCUGCUAUUGGACAGACAUAACUUCACGGUGAUGACGCGCUACAUCAGCAAGCCCGAGAAUCUCAAGCUAAUGAUGAAUCUGCUGAGAGACAAGAGUCUCAACAUCCAGUUUGAGGCCUUCCAUGUCUUCAAGGUUUUUGUCGCAAACCCCAACAAGACGCAGCCCAUCAUCGACAUCCUGCUCAAGAACCAGACCAAGCUAAUCGACUUCCUGAGCAACUUCCAGAAGGACCGCACGGACGACGAGCAGUUCAACGACGAGAAGACCUACCUAAUCAAACAGAUCAGGGAUCUGAAGAAACCAGCCUCCUAGAGAAGCACCCCCGCCCUCUCCCCCAACUUUUUAUCAAUAGGAAGACAUACAGUAGAAAAAAAACACAUUAACAAUAAUGGUUAUUCUAUUUAAAAAAAAAAAUUCAAGACAUUAUUUGUCUUUUUUCUCUUUCUUGGUUCAUUUAAAAAAUUGUGCAAGAGUAGUUCUCAAUCACUGAUCUUUCUUUUGUAAAUUUUUCUCAUGAAGUCUUUUUUGUUUGUUUUUUUUUUUCCAUCUGUAGCAUGUAGUGCCACAACUCCUGGUGUUGGAGGCAGCUGAUUUGCUCUGUUGGGAGAACCAGCGGUUAAAAAGCAUCAGCCGGCGUGGUCGUAAAACGGAUGUGAGCAUUUCUGUAACGUUAUCACAGUCGCCGGUUGCAGGUGCUCUGUUCGUUGCUGCACGCGAGUUCUGACCUUUAAAUGAAGUAGCUGCAAAAAAAUAGAAAAAAGAAUUUCAUUUUUUUUCCUCUCUCUCACUUUAGAGUGAGAGCAUUGAAAGUGUGAAACACAUUCGGAGUCAUUGCUAAAAGCUUAGUUAGUAGUGUCUUUCCCUCUGCUAGCCAAACAUCUCUGUCUUAAUGUGCUGCCAAAGCCGAUGAUUGCUCAAGUUUCCUCUCUCUAAAACUAAAAAGCAUCAUUAGAUUUAAGUACGAUCCCGAAAUGCCAACUUAGCAUCACGGAUUCACACCCAAAAUGGAAAAAGUCUUGUCUUCCUUGAAAGCCAAACUCAACAUCAGACUUUCUUAUGACUGUCAUAACAACACAUUUAAAGCAUCGCCGGUUCAGCGAGGUAACGUCUUGGUUGAGAGCGCGCUACACGAUAUGUGAACGGCUUGCGAUCACAAAGUCUGCGAAAUGUUUGGCGUGUCGCCACAGAUGCUGUCAUCUGAUUGGUCAUGAUUUGAUUCCCUCAGCUUGAUGCUACAGAAGUUCAGACUCGAGUCCGUUGCGAUUAAAAAAAUAUAUAUCUUAAGAUGUGUUUGCAGCUUUCGAAUUAGCUGCAGUAAGACUGAGAAUUGCGACCAAGAACAUAUAAUCGCACUUGUAGGAAUAUUUGAGAUCUUUUUGAAUUGAAUCAUGGCAUCGGGCUGGUAUCGGUACAGCAAGCUUCAAUCAUAUUGAUCACUGGUUCUCUUUGCUGGUGGCUGAUAGCACUUUCUGUAUGAUAAAAAAAAAUUACGAUGAUUCAAGUGUUUGUUUUUUGUUCAUCUUAAGCUGAUCACUGUUUUCACACUGCUUGAUGUUUUGGGGGUUUUUUAUAUAUAGUUUCAUUUCUCGUCAUGUACAGUUUGUGGUUUGCACACCUGAAGUGAGUGCCAUUGCGAGUGAGAACAUUGAACAUUGACAGGAGCGGGGGAGCUCCUUGAUGAGGGAGGAGAGCCGCUGGAAAAAAGGCUGUUGGUGUUUUUGUUUCACUCCUUUUCUUUCUGUACUGUAACAAGCAUUUUUGCUCCGAUUUGGAUCUGAUGUUGGUAUUAGAAAGGAAACACGGGAGGAGAUUCAGAGGUGCCUUUUUGGUUUGGUGUGUUUUCCCUUCUUAUAUCUUUUUUUUUUGUAUUUUCAGUAUCUUUCUAGGGGGAGCUUAAUUAUUAUGUUAAUGAAAAUAUGCUCUGGAUAGAACAUAUUUGUUGUGAUUAAGCAGUGAACCUCUUAAUUCCCUAUUUUUGAGUUAUGCUGUAAAAGAAACAUUUUCAACUUCUUGCAGCUUAUUGGUUGCCAUUGUGUCCAGUCCAGGGUCAAAGUCUUUCGCCAAAGUAGCGCCGAUUCAAUAUGUGAAUGACAAACUGUGUCGAGUACGAACUCAUCUGUCGCGGAGUGAGGCCAAAGCUGAGCUGUAACAGGAUUCGAUGGUGAAACGCAACUGUGAAAAAUCCACUUGUAGUUAAAGGACCAUAAAAUGUGCAAAAUCAGUGAGGUUAAACGCUCCUUUUAAAGUGGUGUUGCUUUUAUAUUUGACUUAAAAAUGACAGAGUCAGUAAAAUUCUGAAUUUAUUUCCCUGUCGAUAUUUGAUGUGCAUCCAUUUGGUUUCAUGUUUUUAUGGAGGCAUGGUGAAUGAAAAUCACGUUUAAUUGAUUAGGACUUUUCACUCUAAACACUUUCAAAGUACAUGUCAAGACUGAUGUCAAACACAGCAAAUCUAAACAGAAAUAAAGGCAGUAGUGGAGUGCAGGAGUGCGACAGUAACAAUUAACUUGUAACAAAAGGAAAAAACGAAAAAUGGUUCAUGUUUUGUCUUUUGGGUGAAAAAUAAAAACAAUACCAGCUUCUUUUUGUUGAUGUUACAAGCUGUGAUAUAUCAGAAUCUAACAUGAGAUGCAAAAAGUAGACCAGCCAGCUUUCCAUCAGACUGAGUUUGCCUGUUUUGUUUUGUUUUUUUCAACUAAAACGAGCAGCUUUGGUCUCCACAUCAUCUUCCCAGUGUCCGCUCUGAAAGCAGCCACUUUAUUUUCCACAUCGAUGCUAUUGUACUACAUUCAUGACCAAUAAAAUGAUGGGAAUGCAA
Messenger RNA from Chelmon rostratus (copperband butterflyfish), 3750 nucleotides. RefSeq names its product calcium binding protein 39-like (gene cab39l). Gene Ontology annotation, biological process: intracellular signal transduction. Bases 243 to 1247 code for a protein of 334 amino acids. The record is from RefSeq and is a predicted model, not a curated record. Lineage: Eukaryota; Metazoa; Chordata; Actinopteri; Chaetodontiformes; Chaetodontidae. The transcript has 9 exons. Gene Ontology annotation, molecular function: protein serine/threonine kinase activator activity.